Messenger RNA from Colius striatus (speckled mousebird), 3744 nucleotides. It is a transcript of the gene RAB19, whose product is annotated as RAB19, member RAS oncogene family. NCBI's taxonomy places the organism in Eukaryota, Metazoa, Chordata, Aves, Coliiformes, Coliidae. The transcript is spliced from 3 exons. Gene Ontology annotation, cellular component: trans-Golgi network. The coding region runs from base 342 to 986 and encodes 214 amino acids. The record is from RefSeq and is a predicted model, not a curated record. Gene Ontology annotation, molecular function: GTP binding; GTPase activity.
CCGUAGUCCGCUCUGGCUGCCGCCGCCGGGGAGGGCCGGCCGGCUGUGCGGCGGCCGCGCGGGACCCCUUGCCCGCCUCCCCCCAACAAGGGGCGGGGAGGGAGGGAGCGAGCUGCGCCGCUAGCGCUGCCCCGGCCGAGCCCGCGGGCAGGGCAGGCGAAGGCUUCGGACUACAUUUCCCGCCGGCCCCGGGAGGGCCGGGCCGGGGCGGGUGCAAAGCGGGCGCUGCCCGCCCCGGCAGGUGAACGCCGGCAGGUGAGCGGCCGCAGCGGGGGCUCCUUCCCAGGGCUGUCGGCAGCUGCGCCAGGGCCGCUCCUUCUCCCGCCAUCCCGACAGCCGCCAUGCCUUUCUCCAGCUCGGGCACGGACGACGCCUUCGACUACCUCUUCAAAAUCAUCCUGAUCGGGGACUCCAACGUGGGGAAGACUUGCGUGGUGCACCGCUUCAAGACGGGGCAGUACAACGAGAAGCAGCAGAACACCAUCGGCGUCGACUUCACGGUGCGCUCCAUGGACAUCGACGGCAAGAAAGUGAAGAUCCAGGUGUGGGACACAGCCGGUCAAGAACGUUUCCGGACAAUAACCCAGUCUUAUUACAGGAGUGCCCAUGGGGCCAUCCUUGCCUACGACCUUACCAGGAGGUCCACAUUUGAAUCUAUUCCUCAUUGGAUUCAUGAAAUUGAAAAGUAUGGUGCUGCAAACUUGGUCAUGAUGUUGAUUGGGAACAAAUCUGACUCAGUGGAUAAGCGCCAAGUGCUGUUUGAAGAUGCCUGCACACUGGCGGAGAAGUUUGGGCUCUUAGCUGUACUGGAGACAUCAGCAAAAGAAGCUCAAAACAUAGAAGAGGUGUUCAUCUUAAUGGCUAAAGAGCUCAUAGCCCGAAAUACCUUACAGCUUCAUGGAGAGAACCCUCCAAACAGCAUCUAUCUUGAUUCCAGGCCGGUGAUUGCCAGUCCAAGUGCGGAGAAGACCCAGUGCGUAUGUUGAAGGGAGAUUUCAGGAAGAACUUCGAAGUUGUCAUCCUUCUGAGGCUGUUUGAAUUCAUUUUAGUCAACUGAUGACCCUGUACUAUGUGGCCUCAAGCCAUCUCUCUUGAUAUCUCUACCUUGCAGUUUGGCUUGUAAGUAUCUGCAGAGAUUGUUGUUGGUAGCACAGGCUGCUUUCAACAUGGCAGCUGAUACUUUAACACAAACUUCCAAUCUGAGAAGACUCAGGAAGCUGCCAGCCCUUGCCUUAACCAAAGAGAACUGUAAACAUUGGUGCCUUAAAUUAUAUCCUUAAAUGAUUUUUUUUCUGGCUUUGUCAGAAGAUGAAUUUGCACCAGAGCUCUGCAUUGAUUUUGACCCUUCUAAGCUACGUUGUUUGUUCUAGUACAAGCACUUUACUCUUUGCCAGUAACUUUAGAUGUCUCACACAUGUUUGGAGAGCACUAACCCAUUAACGCUUGAGCUUUCACUGAGGGGCAGUCCUGAUGUCAGGCACGUAGCCACCCAUCCUAAGGAACUUGGUAACACUCGUGCAAGUGUGCACCACUUCACAUCUGUACCCACUUCCUCACCAGACAAACCUGGAGACACCCCUGGGGUUUCAGAGCUGGUAGAAUAUGAUACAGGACUUUUUCUAUUUUUUUUCUGCUUCCUCUCCCUCCAACCUUGUCUUGCUGAUUUUAAUCAAAAGCCUUCUGUAGUGGAUGUGAUGGGCCAAUGGCAGCUUGAGAGUAUACCUGUAGAUUUUCAAGGGAGCGUGAAGAAGACACUCAAACUCCUGUAAAAUUUGGCAAGGAAUAAGAUGGUUUAGUGUUAUCUUAGAGCAAGCAGUACAGGAAUGGUACAGGGCAAACCACAGAGCUAGCCCUAGGCAAGUAUAUACGCUACUGCUAUGGAGACUCAACAUUGUGGUAGCAAUAGAAGGCUUUGUAUUGUUCCUCCCAAGUGCACGGGGAGCUCAUUUCUAUGUACCAGAUCUGAAUGAAGGGUUGGUGCUGGGUUUUGGUUUUGUUGCUUUGUUUGGGUUUGGUUGCCUUGUUUGUUUUUUCCAUAGUAGAUGGAAACAGGGAAGGAGAGGGAGGAAAGAAACUUUUUUGACUGCACUCCACAUACACCAAAGUGCAUCACUCAGUUCCAGCUCAUAGCCUAACAGUAACUCAAACUCUGUAAUGAUAAAGUACAGUCUGGGUUACAUGUGAAGCAGCCCUGGGAAGGCUGGUAUGCUGCUAGCUGACCAGGUGGCAGUCUACCCAGGUUUCACAUGUUCUUGAAAAACAGGGAAAUACAUGCAGCAAAUAUUUCUGGAAAAUCUUGUCUGAGAAGCACAAAAAAAAAUAAAAGCAGAAUAAAUCAUUGGUAGUCUUGCAAAUAUUUCUACUAUUAUUUAAUGCUUCCUUGGGCUGGGUUCUGUGCUGUCACGUGCAAAGAGCAGGGGCUAACUCAGAGAGAGAAAAAUGAGAGAGAAAUCUUCACUGCUUGCCUCUAAGCCUUUUGCUAUAGCCUGGAGUGGAGAAAGCUGCUGCUUCUUCAGACACUCCUUUUCCAAUAUUUACUCUUUAAAUCUUAGCUUCAUCUUGAAUUGGUCCUAACCUAGUGGUGGCAUUUCAAUUUGCAACACCCUAACCUUUCAAAGCAGAGGAACAAGUAGCAAUCCAGCUUCCAUACAACUGGUUUCUAAACCUCUUGUCACUUGGGAGGCAGCCAAAUGCAAGUUUAAUGUCCUUGUCUAUUUAAAAUUCAAACUGCUCCUAGUUAGCAGUUUGUGUUUACUUUUUUUAGUAUCCACACUAACUGCUAGCAAGCUUUGUUCUAUUCAGAUAGACCACAAAUAGUUCUUUCAGCAAAUACUGAUCUUCCAGGAGACCUUUACAAGAAAGUAUUUUUAUCUCCAGUUACACUCUUUUGUUAGCCAAGAAUCAGAGGAAAGAUCUUAUCAACAGAGUGUUAACCUUUGUAUGGCCAACUGUGUUUACUGCCUUAAUGGGAGACUACUGUAUGAAGUUCUUUUGCUUAUCCUCAGUGUGGAGACUGCUGCAGGCUGCUGUUGCCCUAACUGCACUACCAGGGUACAGGGCUCUUGCUGUUCUCUUCCCACACAGAGCUGGUUGCCAAGCCAGUCUGUCCUUGGCAGAAAACUGUCCAACACAGGCUCAGGGAGAAGGGGCUGGGAAUGGUGCUUUGAGUGGCACUGCUCCCUUUCCUCUGACAGGUGCAUCGGGCUCCUUACUACUCUUUCAAGAAACUAGUCUUAAAUACUUAUCCAUUGCACAGCUAAGAGCAGGAGGACCUCCCUUGGUUGGUUCUUUUUGGCACCUUCCAUCAGCCCUUGCAGCUCCACUGAAUGGUUUCCAGAGGCUCAUUUUUUAAGCUGUCCUUAUGUGAAUGAAUAGCGAGUUGCAGCAGCUGCCAACACAAAGAUUCUUCACAUUGUCUAUCAGCAGGCAGUAUUAGUUGUGAGAUAACAUGGAAGAAAGCUAUAAACAACUUUUAACAAAUCCCUUUGUUGUUCUAGCCCGAGAUAGAAACUACUGGAUUGAAAACCAAAACUGUUGUUCCUGCAGUUGUGCCUUUCCCCACCAUACAGCAGAUGGAAGGAGGGGGCUCGGAUGAUGCAAGUAGCACUGACUGCUACAUAACACAUUUGUUCCUCCAGCAUCAUAUGCAAAGUCAAUGUGCUUCUUGACAGCAUCUUGAAUGCACUUAGAGAAAGUGCAGCUUAUUGUAAUGUUGUUUACAAUGCUGUUCUAAAAAACCACUUC